AUGGGGGCCGAGAAUGUGGUUGCGGACCAUCUUUCCCGACUAGAGAAUGUGCAAGCUAGUGAUGAUGAAAUCCCUAUAUGUGAUGAAUUGAGAGAUGAUAUGCUUUACAUCUUGAAUGAAAAGGAGCUUCCUUGGUUCGCCGACUUGGUAAACUACUUGGCUUGUGGAGAAUGCCCACCCGAUUUCUCCAAGAAUCAAAGGAAGAAGCUAAAAAGGGAAGCAAGACAUUAUGUAUGGGAUGAUCCCAUUCUCUACAAACGAGGAGUAGACGGUUUGCUCCGUAGGUGUGUCCCGGAUGAACAAGUGCAAGGAGUGCUCAAGAUGUGCCAUUCCGAUCCAUGUGGAGGGCAUAUGGGAGCCAACAAAACUGCAUUGAAAAUCUUGCAUAGCGGUUUGUGGUGGCCUCACAUCUUCAAGGACGCUUGGGGAUUUGUGAAGACUUGUGACCGGUGUCAACGAACCGGCAACAUAUCCAAACGCAAUGAGAUGCCCCAACAACCGAUUCUUGAGCUUGAGAUGCUAAGAAAGCACGGGGUCCACCAAAGAUUUGGCCUUACCUAUCAUCCACAAACAAGUGGACAAGCGGAAGUGUUUAACCGUCAAAUAAAGUUAAUCCUCGAGAAGACGGUUGCUAAGAACAGGAAGGAUUGGUCAGAAAAGCUUGAUGACGCUCUAUGGGCAUAUAGAACGGCGUACAAGACCCUAAUAGGCACAACUCCAUAUCGUCUAGUGUAUGGAAAAUCUUGUCAUCUACCGGUGGAGCUUGAGCACCGGACCCAAUGGGCGAUCAAGAAGAUUAAUUUCGACUUGGCUAGCGCGGGAGAGCAAAGAUGGCUUGAUUUGCAUGAGCUUGAAGAGCUAAGGUUGGAAGCCUAUGAGUGUGCUAGCAACUAUAAGAAUCGCACUAAGGAUUGCCACGACCGGAACAUUGAAAAGAAAGCAUUUCUAAAAGGCGAUAAGGUACUCCUCUACAAUUCUAGGAUGAAAUUGUUUCCCGGGAAACUUUUAUCAAGGUGGAGUGGACCUUUUGUUGUCAAGGAAGUGUUUCCUCAUGGAGCCGUGGAAGUUUGGGAUAUGGACGGCAAGAGAUCUUUCAAGGUGAAUGGGCAUCGCCUCAAGCUUUACUACGAGGGUGCUCAUGUGGGUGUUUUAGAAUCAACUCAAUGUAAUCUUACCUCCUGA
Messenger RNA from Chenopodium quinoa (quinoa), 1182 nucleotides. RefSeq lists its product as uncharacterized. The transcript has 2 exons. Lineage: Eukaryota; Viridiplantae; Streptophyta; Magnoliopsida; Caryophyllales; Amaranthaceae. Bases 1 to 1182 code for a protein of 393 amino acids. Gene Ontology annotation, molecular function: nucleic acid binding. The record is from RefSeq and is a predicted model, not a curated record. Gene Ontology annotation, biological process: DNA integration.